AUGCACAAUGAAUGUAUACCAACACCAAAUGAAGAAAAAUUGUUAGAAAUCGCGGAAGGUUAUCAACAACGUGCACAAUUUCCUAAUUGUAUAGGUGCUAUUGGUGGAAAGCACAUCAGGGUUAUCAAACCACAUGGAAAAACUACAAAUGAUUCACUAAACAUUCCAAAACCUAAUCUAAUACGUGGUAUUCAGAUACCUAUGCCAUAUGUAUUUGUGGGCGAUGAAGCGUUUGGGUUAUCUACAAAUAUGUUAAGACCAUAUGCAGGAAAAUGUUUACUAAUCAAUAAAAGGAUUUUCAACUAUCGACUUUCACGUGCUCGACGCUAUGUUGAGUGUGCGUUUGGAAUUUUAUCCAAUAAAUGGAGAAUAUUUCACUGCGCAAUAGAUGUUGAUAUAGAAUUAACAAUUGAUAUUGUGAAAUGUUGUUGUGUUUUGCAUAAUUUUGUUCGCGCACGUGAUGGAUAUGAAUUUGAAGAUUCUCUUAUGGUAACUGGUAUGGACGAUAUUGAACUAGAUAAUAAUUUAAAUGUAAACAGAUCUAUUAACAGAUAUCGGGAUGCACUGACAAAUUAUUUCAAUAGUGAAUUAGGACAAGUGGCAUGGCAGAAUGAAAAAAUUUAA
Rhopalosiphum maidis (corn leaf aphid) is the source of this 624-nucleotide messenger RNA. Its product is annotated as protein ALP1-like. The record is from RefSeq and is a predicted model, not a curated record. The transcript has 2 exons. Lineage: Eukaryota; Metazoa; Arthropoda; Insecta; Hemiptera; Aphididae. Bases 1 to 624 code for a protein of 207 amino acids.